AUGACGCUCCCAAUCUGCAAAUAUGACAGUGAGCUCCACUCGGAAUAUCCCAACCAUAACUUUUCGGUUGCGGGUACCCGCAACCCGGCUGCGGGUACCCGGCUGCGGGUACCCGGCUGCGGGUACCCGGCUGCGGGUACCCGGCUGCGGGUACCCGGCUGCGGGUACCCCGGCUGCGGGUACCCGGCUGCGGGUACCCGGCUGCGGGUACCCGGCUGCGGGUACCCGGCUGCGGGUACCCGGCUGCGGGUACCCGGCUGCGGGUACCCGGCUGCGGGUACCCGGCUGCGGGUACCCGGCUGCGGGUACCCGGCUGCGGGGUACCCGGCUGCGGGUACCCGGCUGCGGGUACCCGGCUGCGGGUACCCGGCUGCGGGUACCCCGGCUGCGGGUACCCGGCUGCGGGUACCCGGCUGCGGGUACCCGGCUGCGGGUACCCGGCUGCGGGUACCCGGCUGCGGGUACCCGGCUGCGGGUACCCGGCUGCGGGUACCCGGCUGCGGGUACCCGGCUGCGGGUACCCGGCUGCGGGUACCCGGCUGCGGGUACCCGGCUGCGGGUACCCGGCUGCGGGUACCCGGCUGCGGGUACCCGGCUGCGGGUACCCGGCUGCGGGUACCCGGCUGCGGGUACCCGGCUGCGGGUACCCGGCUGCGGGUACCCGGCUGCGGGUACCCGGCUGCGGGUACCCGGCUGCGGGUACCCGGCUGCGGGUACCCGGCUGCGGGUACCCGGCUGCGGGUACCCGGCUGCGGGUACCCGGCUGCGGGUACCCGGCUGCGGGUACCCGGCUGCGGGUACCCGGCUGCGGGUACCCGGCUGCGGGUACCCCGGCUGCGGGUACCCGGCUGCGGGUACCCGGCUGCGGGUACCCGGCUGCGGGUACCCGGCUGCGGGUACCCGGCUGCGGGUACCCGGCUGCGGGUACCCGGCUGCGGGUACCCGGCUGCGGGUACCCGGCUGCGGGUACCCGGCUGCGGGUACCCGGCUGCGGGUACCCGGCUGCGGGUACCCGGCUGCGGCGGCUUAACAAUUUGUUACUGA
Vicia villosa (hairy vetch) is the source of this 1044-nucleotide messenger RNA. RefSeq lists its product as uncharacterized. Bases 1 to 1044 code for a protein of 347 amino acids. The record is from RefSeq and is a predicted model, not a curated record. The transcript has 3 exons. Lineage: Eukaryota; Viridiplantae; Streptophyta; Magnoliopsida; Fabales; Fabaceae.